AUGGCUGCUACUCAUGGAAGAAUAGUCUUGUUCACGUUUCUUGCAACAUUUAUGUGGUUUAAUGCCCAAAAUGCAUUAGUGAGUUGUGCUUUAACACCAAAAUUACAAAAGAAAAUAGCUAAAAUCAACCAAGAGGGUCCUUAUUUGGGUUUAGUCAUACCAAAUUCUUUUGAACUUAAUCCUCUUCUUCAAAAUCCAGGCUAUACUCCUACUAAUACCAUCAUAGAUUUUUCAGGAAGGAGAUUUCGUUUUGGAUCCAUUGGCAACAAAUCUGUUAUAUUGGUCAUGACCGGAUUGAGUAUGAUAAAUGCAGGUAUAACAACACAGCUUCUGUUAAGCUUUUUUAAUAUAGAUGGAGUUGUUCAUUAUGGUAUUGCUGGAAAUGCAAACCCUUCAUUGCAUAUUGGAGAUGUUGCUAUUCCUAAUUAUUGGGCUCAUUUGGGACUUUGGAGCUGGCAGAGAUUUGGAUUAGGAGCUAAUGAUACGUUACCAUUAGAAAACAAUGGAGACUACACAAGAGAUGUAGGGUUCAUCAAAUUUUCAGAUUUCACCUCAAACAUAAGUGCUGCUGAUAGUCUCACAGUUGAUAACCAUCUCAACCGUCUUUGGUAUCAACCAGAAGAGAUUUUUUCAGUUGAUGGCAUUCCUGAACAAAGGCAACAUGCAUUAUGGGUUCCCGUUGAUUCCAACUACUACCUCAUUGCCAAAAAACUUGAGAAAAUGAAGCUAGAGGCAUGCAUAGACUCAGACACAUGCUUGAGAACAACCCCAAAGGUUGUGCUUGUGGAGAGAGGAACAAGUGCAGGAAUCUACCUAGACAAUGCAGCAUACAGAACCUUCAUUCACAAUAAAUUUAACGUUAGUCCGAUUGACAUGGAAAGUGCAUCAGUUGCUCUUAUAUGCUUGCAACAAAGGAUUCCCUUCAUUGCUAUUAGGGCUCUCUCCGAUUUGGCAGGCGGUGGCACCGCCGAGUCGAACGAGGUUGAUACCUUCUCGCCACUCGCCGCCACUAACUCCGUCGCUGUUGUCAUUGAGUUUGUAAAGCAAUUGUCUCGUCAUUUCUAG
Molecule: messenger RNA, 1065 nt
Organism: Vicia faba (fava bean)
Lineage: Eukaryota; Viridiplantae; Streptophyta; Magnoliopsida; Fabales; Fabaceae
Source: the annotation of a GenBank genome assembly